CGGGCGUGUGCUCUUCCGUCGCGAUGGAAUCGUUCCUUCGAAGGACGAGAGCUUCACGUGAGCAUCCGACAUUACGAUUCGUUCGCGUUCGCGGAAAGUUCUUUAUCGAAAGGACCCUCAAUGCUCGCCCAGAACAAUGUGUGUGGUGCACGUUGUGCGGGAAUAUCCUUUGUCGUCGUCGCGAUUGUGCCCACUUCCGUGGGAAUUCGCGGAACGGAAGUGCAAUUUCUGGCUGGUACGAGUCGGUGGCCAGCUUCCAGGCCGCGAAAAAAGGGCGAUCUUUAAAGAAACGAUGCCAGGUGCAGAGCUGCUCGCGCCUUCUCACAAAUACUCCGUGCAAGUUCGACGAAACCGUGAUACUCGUGGUAUCGGCCCUUCAACCCACGAACGAACACAUCCCACGUACAGAGAACGACAUACGUCGUACACGUCAGGAUGCAGGACGACGAUGCGCGACGGCAUAGGUCGGCAAAGAUACAUCUGUACCGCUGGGUGAAGAUAUUCGUGGCGUGAGAGAUCACGAUGUUCAGCGGAGCCGACUCGCGUAUUAAGGUCACAACACAACGAACUCCACGGAAUAGUGACCGCUUGCUCCGGGACAGAUGUUUCAUCUCGCGCGGGACUUGCGCCUAACGAGUUGCAGUAAACACACGAGUAUCAUAACUCCAAGCACGCGCGCCUGGAAUUACUACUCUUUGUUCAAGGCAGGAAAG
Harpegnathos saltator (Jerdon's jumping ant) is the source of this 713-nucleotide messenger RNA. RefSeq lists its product as uncharacterized. The record is from RefSeq and is a predicted model, not a curated record. NCBI's taxonomy places the organism in Eukaryota, Metazoa, Arthropoda, Insecta, Hymenoptera, Formicidae. The coding region runs from base 137 to 496 and encodes 119 amino acids. The transcript is spliced from 2 exons.